AACCGUGCUGCUUACGGUAAUUUUUCUGCCUCUCCGGGGCUAUAUAAUCUGGUCUGAAUCUCGAGCGUUUUGCUCUCCUUCCACGGAAUCCCGUAGACAUCCUACCGCACAUAGACAUACCUGUCUACUUCCAUACAUUCCUACUUGGUUUUAACAUAUAUCUCCCCCUUCAUUUUUCAUCCCAAAUCAUCCACUCGGAAAGAUGUCUCGCCAACUCCCGCACCUCACCGGAUCUCGCUCUCUCUACGGCCAUCAACCGCCCAAUCACCGCCAAAACCACCACCACCACCAGCAGCAGCCGCACCGCCAACGUAGACUCCUCUACGUUGACGGGAACAACCCAGAGCUUAGGAACAAUGCUCCCCCCUACCCCUACCCUUAUAGACAGGGAAGCAUCCCUCGGGCCACACUCUCAGUGGCUCGUCCCCUUCCCAGCCAGCGCGCUGAUCCUGAACCCACCGGACAGAUCCUGGCUCGUACCGCCGAAGAGAGGCCCUAUCUUCUGAACCUCUACCUCAGCGAGCACGACCUUCACGGCCGCAUCUUCCACCCUGGCGCCCGCUUCGGCGCCGCCGAGUUUCCUGCAACUCCACGAGACAACCCGCUCGUCGAUUGCCUCCUGGGAACUGUAGCUGGACCAUUGGAAUGUGCGGCUUACCCUCAUCCUCGAUUCGAAGAGCUCUCUGGAGAGGAUUCCGGAGAUGAUUAUGUGUGUAGUGGCGAGCGCCGCAAUACGGUAACCAUGGAGCAUGAGCGCCGGCGGUGCCAGAGAGCGGAAUCCGGAAGGAAGCAUCACCACAGACGCCUCGACGAUGCGAGUGAGCAACAGAACGUUGGUUCUUCUUCACUCCCAUUCCCAGUUCGAGAGCUGACAACGAGCAGAAGAGAAAGAAUAAUGAUCCCAGAGCUGGCAACACCUAGUUGUCAACACCACCACCACCACUGUUCUCUCAAUCCACAUACACUCGUUGCAGGUCUGCCGGAAAGUACCCUUCGUUGGCAAAGGGCAGUUCGUAUUGUGUAACCACUUAUCAGAUGUGUUUUUCCGAAUUCGGUCGAAUUUGUUUGUCGAAGAUAUUUCAACUCUUUUCCUUCUCCCUAUCACCAUCAGCCUCCCUCCAGUUAAGGGGUGUGGCUACAACAACCACAGCUGUGGACAUUGACAGAUACCAGUGCUAUCCGAGUCCGCAGAA
Messenger RNA from Tricharina praecox, 1193 nucleotides. RefSeq lists its product as uncharacterized. NCBI's taxonomy places the organism in Eukaryota, Fungi, Ascomycota, Pezizomycetes, Pezizales, Pyronemataceae. Bases 203 to 1024 code for a protein of 273 amino acids. The record is from RefSeq and is a predicted model, not a curated record. The transcript has 2 exons.